This is a messenger RNA of Branchiostoma floridae (Florida lancelet), 956 nucleotides long. RefSeq names its product chymotrypsinogen A-like. Gene Ontology annotation, molecular function: serine-type endopeptidase activity. Gene Ontology annotation, biological process: proteolysis. Bases 56 to 874 code for a protein of 272 amino acids. The transcript is spliced from 7 exons. The record is from RefSeq and is a predicted model, not a curated record. NCBI's taxonomy places the organism in Eukaryota, Metazoa, Chordata, Leptocardii, Amphioxiformes, Branchiostomatidae.
ACCUGUAACAACUUUGUGACUGUAGCACAAACUGUUGGCUUGGAUCACAACAGCUAUGAAGAUCUUCCUGAUUUUUGCGGUGACGGUGGCCAUGGCAAAUGGUUGCGGCCAGCCAAUGAUCGCACCUAGGACUGCCGGAACGUCACGUAUCGUCGGGGGAGAGAAUGCAAGACAGAACAGCUGGCCGUGGCAGGUAUCUCUGCAAACGCCUGAUGGUUCUCACUACUGUGGAGGAACGCUGAUAGGACGACAGUGGGUGCUGACUGCAGCACACUGUAACCAAGGAGACUUCUUCCUGACAGACAAGAUCGUUGCAGGAGCGCAUGGGCUGUCUGAUACCACUGACUCUGUCCAGGUGUCCAAUAUUGCAGCCUGGUUCCCUCAUCCGGACUACAACCCACAAACUAAUGAGAAUGACAUCAUGCUGCUAAAGUUAGCCAACCGGGUGCACCUCAGCAGGACCGUGGACAGAGCCUGUGUGCCGCCGGCCGGGACUGACUACCCGGACGGGACGAUGUGCUGGAGCACCGGCUGGGGGUACACGGCAGUGAACGCGUACAGUACCGGACCUAUUGCUGAUGAGCUACAGCAGGCAGACCUCCCGUUGCUAAGCGACAGUGAGUGCAGCUCCCAUUUUCGAGAUCACUACAAACCUGAGAACAUGAUCUGUGCUGGGGGUGAGGGCCCAGGCGAGGAUGGGGUAUGCUUGGGUGAUACUGGCGGCCCUCUUGUCUGUGAGAUAGACGGGUUGUACCAUGUGGUGGGGGUGUCCAGCUUCGUUACCAACGCUUGCAGCACCAGCACCCCGUCAGUCUUUGCGCGUGUCAGCGCCUUCAGCCGUUGGAUUGACCGCAUCAGGAGGAACCACCACUGAUCUGAUUGAUCGCAUACAGCGACGAAAGAAGACCACUCUUUGACUUUGUAAUCGGUUGCUAUAGAAACCAGAAUCAAUAAAG